Molecule: messenger RNA, 699 nt
Organism: Metarhizium brunneum ARSEF 3297
Lineage: Eukaryota; Fungi; Ascomycota; Sordariomycetes; Hypocreales; Clavicipitaceae
Gene: EIF3K
Product: Eukaryotic translation initiation factor 3 subunit K
Biological process (GO): regulation of translational initiation
Cellular component (GO): cytoplasm; eukaryotic translation initiation factor 3 complex
Molecular function (GO): ribosome binding; translation initiation factor activity
Source: RefSeq, a predicted model, not a curated record
AUGAACGGCGAAGACCCGCCUGAGCGGCCCGAUUACAUUACCAACAUUAUCAACGGCCUCGAGCGCUACAACCCUGAGGCUGUCGGUUCUCUCGAGACAUAUCUGCAAGAACAAUGUGAACAGAAGUUUUGCGACUCCAAUGCCAACCGAACCUUGCUCAAGCUGUACCAGCUCAACCCUGACCGAUUGAAGGAUGAGAUCGUCACCAACAUCCUCGUCAAGGCCAUGACCCUCUUUCCCUCCGCGCAGUUCUCUCUUGCCCUCCACCUGAUCAAUCCCUCAGCGGCCGCGACCGGCGAACUCCACGAGGCCCUGACCAAGCUCCGAUCAUUGAACUCGCAACUCGAGGGUGCUCAGUAUGCCCAGUUCUGGGCCUCCGUCGACGGUGACGACCUGUGCGCUGACCUGAUCGCCGAUAUUUCCGGCUUCGAGGACAUGGUCCGACUCCGUAUCGCCCAGCUAGUUUCCCAAGCUUUCCGUGAGGUGAAGCUCGCCCACCUUGAAUCCUGGCUCGGGCUCAGCGAGGACGCUACCCGCAAGUUCGUCACCGAUGUCUGCGGAUGGACAGUCGACGGCGAGAGCAGCAUCAAGAUUCCGUCUAAUCCGGAUAACGAAGCUAAGAAGGCCGAGAUUCGGGAGGAUGUGAACGUGGAGCAGUUCGCAAGGGUAAUCCGGCGAUCAUGGGAGGAGACUGUGUAA